AUGCUUCCAGAAGUUGAACAAAUCGGCCAAGCAUUAAAAAACGAUUCCCAAGCAAAGCAAGACAAGUUGAGACAACUCACGGCUUUGAAAAUAGUUCAGCUCUACGAAGAAUUGUAUCCACUUUCGAUUGCUCGCCCUUCCGGCUUUUCGUUGGUGUCGAAGGUUACACAUUCGAAUAUCACCGCAAUGGUUCUGGAACGAGAUGUUUCUGAAUUUACACCCUAUGACUUAGUUUGCUUCAAUAAGCUCUUGGAGAUCCAAUCCUACGAACAAAACGAACAGGAACUCAAAUGGUGGUCAGCUACGGAUGGACGCAACUCUCUUUUCACCACCUUGAUCCGCUUAACUGUCGCUGUUCCUCCAUCUUCGCGAGCCAGAAUACAAGAAAGGAUAUUGAAAUUCACUGAAACCUCUCUCAUAUUCAAGAAGGAGUUAUUGGCAUCCCCAAUUGCAAGCUUGGUUCGUCUGUGCAACAAGAUAAAUGAAAAACAAGUUUACACACUCAUGGACCUGUCUCUUGGGUACGCUACCAAAACACCAUACAAGUAUUUGGAUAUGUCCCACCAAGAGUUUGGCGACGUGAGUCCUUUCAUCGUUGCAUUGUUCGAACAGUAUAUAUUCAACCGUUCAAAAUCCGUGCUCGAAUGGCUUCAAGUACUUUCUCGUGAAUUGUUAAUCAUUGGUGAACCUGAAGAUGGACUUGUGAAAAUGUGGAACAAAUUCAUUCCGGAAGAAAACAUAAAGGAAAUUUCUUUGGUCCAUGUUAAACACAACGAAGACAGUUUUGCGGACUUUAUUAUGGGUAAAACUGUCAAGGAAUUGAGAAAAGACAAGAGUUUGAGUCAAAGAGUCGUAUUCACAAGCACCGACUUUGCUGCCUUGUGGUAUUUCAUGAAGACAGCAAACAUAACGUCCUCAGAAAAUGAAGUAUUUGCUGACUUGGCGUCCAAAGCGGCACAAUACAUGGCUUACAAUGUGCCAAGUAAUAAAUCUUUGGAGGCGUACAUCUUCAAGCGUCCAUUUUGGGGCAGCUUGUCAUUGAGUAUGGAGGAUCUUAGUUCUGGUUUGAGUGUCGAUACAGCUUUUUCUUCCGAGUUGCUUAACGAAAUCUACAGUUCGGUAUAUGAUGUAAUUGACGAUACGAAACGAAGUCAAUUGCAAGACACCGAAUACGUGAAAUUCAUUCUGGAUUGUUUCCAUAAUUCCAGCGAUAUGGCAAUCGCUAGUCAAGAGUUUUUAUGCAAGUUUUCUUGGAUUUUGUCUAGCAAAGCUGUCUUAAGUUUGAUGGACGAAAAUGUUGGCAAAGGAGUUUUGAAACAUCUUUUUGAAUUGGCCAUUCACAGAAGGCUAUCCCUUUCUGUUGGGUCUUUAAUCAGAGUUUUAGAGUCCUCGGAACUUGAACUUCCUGUUCUUAAAAUUGCCAUGUCAUAUGGCUUGAUUCAACUUGAUGAACAAAAUCUCAAGAAAGUGGUUGGAACAAUAAUCAGAAGCAAGUUUAACAUUCCUCUUUUGAAAGUUCUCAUCGACAAUCAGAACAACAAGCAAACUUUGACAGAAAUAAUCUUGGCCGAUAAAUCUCAGUUUUUAGGUACUGCCUCAAGUAUAUCCAUUGCGGCUGCUAUCAGCGGCUCGUUCAAUGUGGAAAAAGUCCGUGAAGAAGUCGGUGAUGAUUUGAGUUCCUUCAUCUUGGAAGUUGUGCAAUACAUUUACGCUUUUCUCGAGUCUCUAGAGAACUCUGAAGAACACUGGCAAGAAUGCUUGCAAGUUUUAUCUUGUGGUUUACAAUUGGGUAUCGCUGAUGCUACUGAAUCUUUCGAUUUGGUUGUGAGAGUGAUAAAGAAGAAUAGUUCUAGUUUGGCUUUUAAUUGCCAAUUUGUUACGUUCUUGCAGGAGGCGGUGAAAGUUGACAAUCUUGUUCCUCGAGCCAUACCAUGGAUUCAAGGUAUUCUCCUAGUUGUCACCAAGCGAUUUGCAGAAUUGACCAAGCAAAACCAAAGCUUUGAUGAGCUUAUCGACUCGUUGAUCAAAUUGCUUUCCAGCCUCAAUUCUGGAUUAUGGAGUCAGAUUUCUGGUCGUAUCUUGGACACUCAACUUGAGGUUAUAUUACAGCAUUCGCAGUGGAUCUUGAAUGAGCUUUAUCUUGAAUAUGUUUGUUCUAUAAUCUGCUGUGCAAAGCAUUCCGAGAUUGACGCUUCUAAAUUUCUUCAGAUCUUCAUUAAUAAUGAGGCAAACAUUUUAACGACAAACUUGGGCUCUGCCAGUAUUCGCUCGUACAGUGGGUUGAUAAUUUUCCUAUUGUAUUUCAAAAAUAGCAAGCAGGCAGCCCGUUUUUUGCAAAACAACUUGAUCUGCUACUACUCGGGGUCUCUUCGUCCAGAAGACAUUCUCUUGAAACAAGUGCUUCAAGAUAUAGAAGCCAAAGUGAAUCUUUCUUGGGUUAAUGAUGUAGCAAGAUGGGAUGUGGCCGAAGAGCUCAGCGAAUCCGACCUUAGUUUGGUGACCGAAGAGCCACUCAUCAAAAAUUCAAAAGAUUCGUUGCUGGUUACCAUAUCUAAGAACACCAUUAAUAACACUAUACGAGGAGGAGCCGUCUCUGAUAUAGAGACUCCUGCGGCACUUUCCAAGAUCAUACAGAAGCAGAAGGUUCAAACGUCAGAUUUUCUAAAAGAAAUCAAGUCAUUUUUUACAACCAAAGAAAUCCGUCUUAAUGGUCCUUCAAGUUAUGAUCCACAAUUCAUAGCCAUGGUGACCUUGUGUCAUAGUGAACUCAUCAGCCUCAGCACAAAUGAAAACGGAGAUGAUGUGCCAGUCUUCAAUGUGAGAAAUAUUAUAGAGACAGGGAUUCUCGAAAUUCUUGUUCAGAAUAUUGGCAAUUCUGCAGUUCUGGAAUCUGUAACGAGAAUAAUUGGAGGUAUUGCAAAAUCUGACGCAGGUUUCGAAACCUAUAAAGACAAGGUGAUAUUCAAAGUUUACUUGAACAUCAUUCUCAACACGAUAAUAAAAAAAGUUGAAAUUCCAAACUUGGUAUGGAAUCUCUAUGGUGCUUUAAUACCAAUUUUGAGAAACCCAGGGCAUUUCAUGUACGAUAGAGCUUAUCGAUUUGUGCUCUCAAACCCUUCAUUGCGUGCUCAUGAUAUUCCAAUGUACCAUGGUAUCACCAAGUCACAAGCAAUUGAAGGUGCGGUAGCUGGUGAGAACUACUACAAGGAAAUCUCGUGGCUACUCGAAGCAUUGACUAGUGGAAUAUGUUCUGAGGACUUGAGACUCAUAGGUAACCAAGGUGUACUUGAAUGGGCUCUUGAUAUUCUGAACUCACCGUAUACACCUCCCAAGACUUUCAGUGAAAUAUUGAAGUUCAUCUAUAAGAUCCAGUCGCUUGAUAUGGGCAACGAUUUACUAAUUACCAAGUUUGGUGCUCUUGGGUAUAUUGAACAAAAGCAGAGUGAUACGAAAAGAUGGAAAAAUAACGUUGCGUCAGCUCAAUUCGAAUUGAAUUACAAGCAGUUGUUAUUAAGAUUCGGAACUUCUCAGGCUACAAAACGGACUAAGGAGUGGACUGGUGGGGACAAUUAUGUCAAAAGGCUUUGCAACGGUGCAUAA
Molecule: messenger RNA, 3600 nt
Organism: Meyerozyma guilliermondii ATCC 6260
Lineage: Eukaryota; Fungi; Ascomycota; Pichiomycetes; Serinales; Debaryomycetaceae
Product: NopRA1 domain-containing protein
Exons: 1
Coding region: 1-3600 (1199 amino acids)
Biological process (GO): maturation of 5.8S rRNA from tricistronic rRNA transcript (SSU-rRNA, 5.8S rRNA, LSU-rRNA); maturation of LSU-rRNA from tricistronic rRNA transcript (SSU-rRNA, 5.8S rRNA, LSU-rRNA)
Cellular component (GO): nucleolus
Source: RefSeq, a predicted model, not a curated record